CCUGUCCCCAACUUCUUUUCACUCACUUUCCCAAGGUAGAGCGAGCUAGGCAACAAGGCUCAAGAGAACCAUGUAGUUUUUCUUAUUAUGCAUGUUUACAACUGCCAGUGUCUCUAAUCUCUGUGCCUGAGUGCUUUCUCCUGGAGCUGUGGGGGAGCUGUUCAACUCUUGCAUGGAGCUGGUUGGGAGCUCCAAGGAACAACAUGGCAGCACAGUCCCUAAUCAAUGAUGCAAGGAAGCUGCCAGGGUAUAUAAAGAAGGUUCUGAGCCUGAGGACUCAUCACACAGAGAAGACACAUUCCCCUGCUACCUGAGCCCUCCACUCCUGACACCAUGUACUGCAACACCUUCUCCGGUGCCGUCUUCCCAGGAUGCUAUUGGGGCAGCUACGGCUACCCCCUGGGGUACAGCGUGGGCUGUGGCUACGGUAGCACCUUCUCCCCCGUGGGCUAUGGCUUUGGUUAUGGCUACAAUGGCUGUGGGAACUUCGGCUACAGAAGAUACUGGCCAUAUGAUCUCUACUGAUUUGCUGAAAUUGCUGAGGCGUAGAAUCUUCUCU
Molecule: messenger RNA, 559 nt
Organism: Zalophus californianus (California sea lion)
Lineage: Eukaryota; Metazoa; Chordata; Mammalia; Carnivora; Otariidae
Product: keratin-associated protein 8-1
Exons: 3
Coding region: 334-525 (63 amino acids)
Source: RefSeq, a predicted model, not a curated record